UUGGCUGAGAUAAGCGUUUGAGUGGUUUUAAGGCAAUUUUGAGAGGAGAAAGGGAACAAAAUGAAGAGCAGGGAGGCUUUAGAAGGGUUUUAGGGAUUUUAAGGAGCUUUUGGGUCAAGUGUUUUUAGAGAGUUAUAGGAAUGAUAUCGCAUAAAAGGAGCACUUCAACAACAAAGAUCUGACUAAAUGGAAAGAAGAACUUGGGAAAAUACCUCAUUGAUUUGAGACAAAGAGACCCGAAAAAGAAACAGAAUAGUAGACAGCGAGUCAACUCUAUGCUCAAGAGGUUCAGUCAGGGCAGGAAGGAUAUGAAUCAGCUCACCCUUGUCAAGAGAGAAGGCUCAAGUCCUUUCAGGACCAGAGAAAAAGGAACUCAACGCAAAGCAUUAAGAAUAAAAUACCUCGACUCCAGAGGUAAACGGUUUUACAGUACUGCAGACGGAGAACUCCUUUACAAAAUGGUCAAUGGUCUUUUGGAUUCAGAUAAACCUCAAAAUAAGCAAUUACUUAAAUUAGCAUCCAAGAAAAUACUAAAAAGAUCGACUAAGGGGCUAGCUCCACUGACGUCCAAAGAGAUGAGUCCUUCAAAGAGUGAGUCUUUGAUUCCUCCGUUACCUAAGAAGAUCACCAAAAUUCUUUUGCUGAAACAAAAAGUGUUGAAGUUAUCUCUUGAGAGACAAUACAUUAAGCACUCAGGAAGGGGACGAUCCGAAUCAAUAGACGCUACAGUCGACCACAAGGAGAGAAGUGACAUUGACAUGGACAUAUUUGGGGUAAACCUCCAGUGUGAGAGCUCCACUGCUAAAGAUAUGCACAGUAAUUAUUCCCCCAAGGAUAUGAAGAAUUCAGUUGCCCUCGGGUUUGUUAAGAAAAAGUCUUCGUUUCUACAAGAUAAGGACAAAAUAAAGACGAUGAACGAUCAGUCAUCAGCUGUACGGCUCGAGAAUGAUGAAACACUUCAUCAUUUCAAAGAUGUCAUUGAUAAUGAGCAAAGUAUCAAGAAGUACAUGAAUGAUACCUCACACAACCCUUCUUAUAUUAGUCACGAAUCAGACCCUGAUGAGAAUGUAGAGAAGCAGAGCAAUACAGAUAUCCCCCUACGCUAUGUCACCAAGAUGCCAACUAAUGUCAAGAACAUGAUUUUUGAUCAUAAAGACCUUGAACGUAAGAAUGCCAUCAACUCUCUCCUCAUUGAGUUUAAAGCUCAUUUGAAGGAAGUUGAUCCAGAUUUGGAAGAAGUCUUGACCAAUUUAUGGGAAACUUAUUACCAAGAGAUCAUUGAAGAGCAAACUGACCUCCUCCGUUACAAAUAAUAUACAAAUAGAUGAACUAUCAAAAGAAAAUAAUGAUCUACGUUCACUCUUGGAAGGCCAGAUCGCCAAGUACAAUUUCCUUACCGAGAAAAUGGCCAAAAAUAUCGAUUACACCAAGAAGCUCAAUAAGGCUCUUGAAUAUUCCAAAAAGCUAUAUAACAAACAACUUGAGUCAAACAGCUGCAGUUCCGAACCCAAAUGUGUUCAUGUAGAUGAGAUUAAGAAAUUACGACAUGAGAUUCAAUACAAAUUACCCUAUUUCUACGAGACACAGUUAAGCAAGUGCAAAAAGGAGAUACACAAGUUGCAAGAGACUGUUAAUGAGCUCUCAGAGAGGCUGGCCCAGCAGUGCUUGACAACACUAGACUCGCAUCUUGCAAAAAGUAUUCACAUCCAGACAGAAGAGGCAGAAAAGCCACUUGGAACCCUUAUCGCAGAAGAGAGGCAUAAGGCUAAGAAAACAGAUAUUGAUGUGGAGAAUAAUGAGGAUCACUUCAUGAAAAGGUUUAACAGCAAAAAUGUUUAUAAUAGCGGCCCUGAAGCACAUAAAGAGGUCGUGAGGCUGAUAAAGAAGUACUCAAAGAGUGCGAAGAAGGUGAAAUGCAUCCUAACUGUCAAGCAGGUACUUGAAAUAGCAGGGAACAUCUAUAAAAGAAAUAUCCAGAAUGAAGCUAAAGAUACAGAGCUGAUGUUUAUUUUGUAUGACGAACUCAUUGCAAAACAUAAGAAUAAAUAAAAUAGCUUUGAGGUAUUACGAACAAUUUCUCAUUGGUCUCAACAAUUACUCGUCCCUAGACAUCAGGGUGAGUAUCUUAAAGAGGUUCCUGAUCUGUAACAAUAAUGUGCUAUCUCAUGAGAUAGUACAAGGAUUUUAUGUGCUCAUCAAGUAUCUUAUCCAGCCAACAGAGAUACUAAAGUCUGAGAAGCAAAUUGAUGGGUCCCUCAAAAAGGAAAUGCUAUCAAAGCCCAAUAGAACUCUCAUGCCUAGUCUCUUAUUCACAGCUGAUCUCAAGAAAUGCUUUGUAGACACUGAAUAUCUCAAAUAGAUUAGCUGUCUCUAGAAUUUUCCAAAUCUGACCGAAGAAGUUCAUCAGUAAGCUAAACCAAGAGUUAGAUAAAAACUGCAAGAUCUUCCUGAAUGGGCGCUUGACAUACAUUCCGAGCUCGAAGUUCAGCUACUAUGCCUUGCUUAGGGAGAUAAAAGAGAUCAUAAUUGUCAAUGGGAAUACUUCAGUUGGAAAUGCAUUCAAGAUGUUCUUCUCUCGUGAAGACCAAAUCACCCAGGAACAGCUCCAUGACUUUAUUAAAUAACGAAAUCAUGGCUGAUGUUGGCAUUGUUGAGAAAUACGGUAGAAGCUUCUCAACUUUCUUCAAAAUGUUCUUUGAUAAAAAUAGCACUGGCUCAGUGAUGAUGGGUGGGAUCCUGAAUGCUUUCCAUGACAAUGUUGAACUAAAGAUCUCCAUUGAUCAUGUAUUCAAGAUUAUCCUGAACUACAUCAUCGAUCUAGAGAACUUCUUCAAUUUUGAGCUGACAAGGGUGUACAAAAACAAUCAAAUCUCAAAAGGAGGGUUUCUGAUUUACAAGAAGAACCCUGACGAGCCAGUUAAUCCUUACCUUCAAUGGACUAAUCUGAGCUUAUUGAGCGAUAUUUUCACUGAUCUGUGCCCUGACAAGUCUUAUGUGCAGAAAGCCCUUGAAUUCGCAAAGGAAGCAUAUUCAGACACCAUGGUGGAUUACUAUGGCAUGAAAUUUAUUUCCAAGAAGUACAAACUUUUUGAGCCAAACAUUAAUGAGAUCUACAAGAAAUAUUACAUCAAAGAUGACUGGGAAUACAGCAGUGAGAGCAGUAUUGAGGAUGAUUUUUCAAUGAAAGAAGACUUCGCGUCUCAACAAACCUUUAGCAGUGCUGAUCCAAAAUCUCCUGUCAUGGUGAAGCUCAAACCUAUUGGUUUAAGAUCCAAAUUUAAGCGGUCCUUCAGCCAAGGUAGUGAGAUAGCCAAGGAUCAGUAA
Messenger RNA from Moneuplotes crassus, 3324 nucleotides. Lineage: Eukaryota; Ciliophora; Spirotrichea; Euplotida; Euplotidae. The record is from the annotation of a GenBank genome assembly.